AUGUCAUCUGUUGAACAGCAGUAUGACACAUUAGAUGAGAUGGAAGAAGAAAAGCUGGAAGCUGCAGAGGACCAUAACGCUGCUCUUCAUGAUUACACAGAGAUCAGCCUCAGACUGCAGCAGAAAUUAAAACAGGACUACCAACGGAUAUUGGUUGGUAAUUCACAGAAGGGUCAUCAGCAAAACCUGAAUGAAAUAUACACUGAUCUGUAUGUGGUGGAGAAUGAGACUGGAGGAAUAGAGAGUGAGCAUGAGGUCAGACAGAUUGAAUCGGGUUACAACCGAUUUACCACUGACAAACCAAUCAAAUGCAAAGACAUAUUCAAAGUCCAACAAAACAGAACAGUGUUGACAAUGGGCAUUGCAGGGGUGGGAAAGACCAUCUCUGUGAAUAAAUUAAUCCUUGACUGGGCUGAAGGACUAGAAAACCAGGAUAUAGUCUUCAUUUUUCCACUCCCAUUCCGUAUACUGAAUUUGAUUAAAGAAGAGUUCAGUCUCAUAGGACUGCUUAACAAAUAUGUCUUUAGUAGUCCUGAAGCAGUCCUGGCCUCUCUUCCUGAAGCUGAUGGUAAGGUCGUGUUCAUCUUUGAUGGGCUGGAUGAAUGUCGCUUCCCUAUGAGCUUUAAAGAGGAUGACAGCUUCACAGAUGUUAAUGAAAAAACAACAGUUAAUAACAUAAUAACAAACCUGAGUAAUCUGGUUCCCUCUGCUCUCAACUGGAUCACAUCCAGACCAGCAGCAGCCAGUCUGAUCCCCCGAGACUACAUUGACCAGGUGACAGAGGUGCGUGGAUUCAAUGAUGAGCAGAAAGAGCAAUACUUCAACAAAAACAGCAGUCCUGAGGUUGCUGGAAACAUCAUCUGUCAUAUCAGGAAAUUCAGGAGUCUGUACAUCAUGUGCCACAUCCCCGUCUUCUGCUGGAUCUCUCUCACUGUUCUUUGGCCUCUGCUGGCUCAUGAGAACAAUGACAAAACACCUACAACUCUCACAGGGAUGUACACCAACUUUGUACUUUCUCAGAUGCAGCAGAUGAAAAAAAAAUACAGUAAUUAUCCUGAACCUAAGGCCAAUGCCAGGUCUGUUUAUGACAUUAUUUUGAAGCUUGGGAAACUGGCCUUUCAUCAGCUGAUGAAAGGAAAUCUAAUAUUCUACAAAGAAGAUCUUGAGGGAUUUGGAUUAGAUGUCAGUAAAGGGUCAGUGUUCUCUGGGUUAUGCACUGAGAUUUUUCAGGAAGAAGCAGCUGUUUCAGAAAGCAGUAUUUACAGCUUUGUACAUCUCAGUGUCCAGGAAUUCCUUGCUGCUCUCUAUUCAACUUUGAUUUACAAAGAGAAGAAAGAAAACAUAUUUCUUCAGUCCUGGAUGAAAAAACUGACAUGGCAAUUCUCCAAAAACCCACUGUUUCAAAUUCAUAAGGCUGCAGUCAAAAAAGCUUUAAAAAGUGAGAAUGGACACUUAGACCUUUUUCUUCGGUUCCUGCUGGGUCUCUCAAUGGAGUUCAAUCAGAGUAACAUAAAGGAACUACUGCCAGGACUAGAGCUCAAAUCAGAGAACAUGAAAGACACUGCUGACUAUAUCAAAAAGAAAUUAGAGAAGGAGAAAUCAGUGGAAAGAACCAUCAAUCUCUUCUACUGUCUGACUGAAAUGAAAGUUGACUUUGUUGAGGAAAUACAAAAGAAUCUGAGCUUAGGAAAACUUUCAGCACAGAAGCUUUCCUCUGUUCAGUGGUCUGGUCUGGUGUUUGUGCUCCUGAUGUCAGAAGAGACUCAAGAGAAAUUUGAACUGCAAAAAUACAGAAGAUCUGAUGAAGCACUGAUGAGACUGCUGCCUGUGAUCAAAAACACCAGAAAAGCACUGUAA
Messenger RNA from Labeo rohita (rohu), 1857 nucleotides. Its product is annotated as protein NLRC3-like. NCBI's taxonomy places the organism in Eukaryota, Metazoa, Chordata, Actinopteri, Cypriniformes, Cyprinidae. The coding region runs from base 1 to 1857 and encodes 618 amino acids. The transcript has 2 exons. The record is from RefSeq and is a predicted model, not a curated record.